GAAGCGGCCGGGAAGGUUCUGAGGCCGCCCGGACCAGGGGGGCGCAGCCGCGUGCGGAACCCGGACCCUGAGCAGCCCGAGCGGCCGCCGGCGGUAACUGCUGCGGCGCAACCCCAGCCCCGCGCAGCUGAGCCGGAGCAGAGCGCAGCGUGUCGGGACAGCUUCCUGCUGGGCUCCCCGGAGCAUGGGCGGCUGCUGAGUCGGCAUCGGGAGCUCCGCUUUUCAGCUGACGGGCGGCGGGCAGGGGCUCCAUGGCGACAGCUAACAAAGGAAACAAAAACAAGGUGGGCAGCAUCCGCUUCAGCGAGGCGACGACCAGCCACCCCACGGAGGGCUCCCAGAGCCACGUCCACUUCGACGAGAAGCUGCACGACUCGGUGGUCAUGGUGUGCCAGGAGCCCGACGGCAACUUCCUGGUCAAGAUUGGUUUCUUGAAGAUCAUGCACAAGUACGAGAUCACCUUCACGCUUCCUCCGCUGCCCAGACUGGGCAAGAACAUCUGCGCCCUCCCUUUCCCCAACCUUCACCUCAAAGUCCUGAGCGUGACCCCUGUUCCUGAAGGCUUCUGUGUGAAGUGUGAGUAUAUCGCCCACAAGGAAGGGGUCCUCAAGGAAGAGCUGGCGCUGGCCUCCGAGACCAAUGACAACCUCUCUGUCCAGGUGGUGCUGCAGGCCCGAGUGAUGGAUCGGCACCACGGCACCCCGAUGCUCUUGGACGGGGUGCGCUGCGUGGGCGCGGAGCUGGAGUACGACUCGGAACACAGCGACUGGCGGGGCUUCGAUUAAGGCCCCCCUCCUGUCUCCCUCCUCUGCCUCCUUCGUCCCCUCCCUCCCUGAUGGAGCAGCUGCCGAGGGGUCCCCUUUCCGUCCCUGGACUGGAUGCUUUGCUACUUGCAAGGGGGAGAGAACCGGGAAGGGCCUGGAGCCGGAGUGGGAGGAACCUCGGGGGUCUCCCUCCCGUGGGCAGGAGGAACCUGGGCCAGGGCUACCCUUCCCUUCAGCCUUAAAUUGCGUCCAUUUGUCUCACUCUGUGUUGCCUGGUGGCCCCUGCGGGGUCCAGUCUGGGGGGUUGGGAGGAUGGGGAGGGUGGAAGUGUUCUUAACUGGGUGGGUGGGUCUCGUGGGCUGCCCCCUCCCCGCUCUGCCCCAGCAUCCCCUGCUCCCUGCCGUCCAUUCGAUGCAGCCUCGCCAUGGAGUCCUGCGGCCUUAGUGGGGGGGUGGGGAGGGAGGUCUCCUGUGUGUGCCUGAAGGUAGCCUUGAGGGGGAUGGGGGCCUAUGGGCCACGCCCGGUUCCCAAGCCAUAGAGCAGGGGAGAGGCCACCCUGGGCCUGCCCCCGUCUGUCCGGCUGCUGCUGUACUGUCUGCUGCUUUAGCCUUCUCCCUCCCUCCCAGCUGCCCUGGGGGGUGGGCGUGAACGGAGGCACCGAGGGAGGGCCCCCCUCCGCCUUGCGUGCCCCCCGUGUGUGUGCCUGUCCCGUGUUUGUUGGCUGUUUUUUAAGUGACGUUGGGAUGAAACCCCAAAGAGAAGAAACAAGUUUCUGUGCAGACCUGA
Molecule: messenger RNA, 1550 nt
Organism: Antechinus flavipes (yellow-footed antechinus)
Lineage: Eukaryota; Metazoa; Chordata; Mammalia; Dasyuromorphia; Dasyuridae
Gene: ADISSP
Product: adipose secreted signaling protein
Exons: 6
Coding region: 252-785 (177 amino acids)
Source: RefSeq, a predicted model, not a curated record